Bombus pascuorum is the source of this 2404-nucleotide messenger RNA. It is a transcript of the gene Ipk1, whose product is annotated as inositol-pentakisphosphate 2-kinase. Gene Ontology annotation, cellular component: nucleus. The record is from RefSeq and is a predicted model, not a curated record. Gene Ontology annotation, biological process: inositol phosphate biosynthetic process. The transcript is spliced from 9 exons. Gene Ontology annotation, molecular function: ATP binding; inositol-1,3,4,5,6-pentakisphosphate 2-kinase activity. Bases 263 to 2197 code for a protein of 644 amino acids. NCBI's taxonomy places the organism in Eukaryota, Metazoa, Arthropoda, Insecta, Hymenoptera, Apidae.
AGUUGUAACCGCGGUCGCCAUGCCAUGCGGUUGUUCCGUGAUUGACAAUUUCGUUCCUGAAUGUGUCGUUGAAAAAGUGUUUGUGAAAUUAUUAUCUUUGUUUCAAAAAGAAAAAUUUACGGGGUGAUAGUGUCGAAAAAGUGAGUGCAUAAUUACUAUGAAGCGACAAGUGACUUUUUUUUGAGAAUUAAAACGUCGAGUCUUCACCCUGUCGGUUAUAUUGUUAGAGGUUGGAUAUAGCAGCUACAAUUUGAAUUUGACUAUGUAUUCAACAUAUAAACAGAAAAAGAAGCUUUCUGUUGCAGGUGAUAUUAAAGAACAUGCGUCACUUUCGCCGAGUCGUGGUUGGCGAAAAAAGGGGCAACUUGUAAAAACAGGUAAGGAUAAAGAUAAGACAAUGACAAUCAACGAAGGAAAUCCUGUGCCGACCGCAACCUUUUCUUCAGAAUCGAUGACCACUUCCACCGGAAGCUUGGAUGAUGUUUCCACAACGACGUCACAACUUUCACCUUUUUCAUCAACGUCCCUUAUAGGAGAUUGUGUUUACAGAGGCGAGGGAAAUGCGAAUAUCGUAGUUGCACUUCCACAAGAACAGAAAGUAAUUCGAUUUCGGAAAUCGCUGCCAGAUGGUGUUCCACCGGAUGGCGGCAAACAACGAACAGAACGACAAGUGGAAUUCGUGAGGUUUGUGGCUUCCUGCUUUUUGGGCCCGUACACACAAGUCCCUGAGAUUCUUCGUUACGAUGCGAAAGACAUUGCUAAACUUUCAGAAGCUAUUCGACCUCUACGAUCAGAUAAACGACGUAAUAAGGAAAUCAUGGACAUAUAUGCCACAACAUUCCCGGAUUACACGUUUCUUCCAAUAAAAUUCGAUACUAAUCUCUUUCCAACUAACAGAACAUUUUGUGUUGAAAUUAAACCAAAACAGGGCUAUCUGCAAGAUAUUGAUCGGAAAUUUCAAAAAUGUCCUUACUGUCUAACACAAUAUUAUAAGUUAAGGAACAAGAUGAUUACAUGCCGUAGCACUUAUUGUCCAUUUGAUCUCUUCUCGGGAGUGGAAACUCGUAUGAAAUCGGCACUAAAAGCACUACUAACAUCACCACAGAAUAAUCUCAAGAUUUUUAAGGAUGGCGUUAUAGUUUAUGACCAAGAAUCAACUUGCAGUGAUCUUGAAUGUGUCUUGACGGAAUGGUUUCGCAAUUCUAUUAAUUUUACAAAUAUAGAAUACAUUGAUAACUUUUGUAAUUUAAUUUGCGCUGCUCUUUUACGUCCGUUUAUUUCGGAAGAAUUUAAGUUUAAUAUAUUUCCUACGCAUGAAUUGCGCACAUCUGUUAUCGAACAAGAUUCGAAGACACCCUCAUACAUUAAUCCAGAUCUGAUAGCAAGAGCUAAGGAAUAUUUGUAUUUUACUGAAGAGACGUGCAACUUAAAGGGGGAAAUAUUACCAAAUAAUUCGGUACUAGAACGAAUACUUCAUAUGCAGCGACUACCUUUUAUUAGCUCAGAAUACGUUUAUAAUACGUAUUCAAAGUUUCGUUCAUGCCUAACUGAUGAUAUUAUAUAUUCUAAUUUAAUAAACAUGUUCAAACUUGAUGAUCGAAUAUCUUAUCCCAAACAAAAGAAAACUAUUAUAGGUAUUCCUGACACAUUAAGAGACACUUACAUACAAACAUAUGCCAAAGAUACUUCGAUUUCAAAAAAAUCCAAGUUUGACCACGACGAUUAUUGUGGCAACAAACGUAUUAAUAAACCUAGUGAAAAUAUCUCUAUAUCGAAAUCAAUCUUAAUUCCAACUGAAAAACAUAAUUUAUGGCACAAUAAAUUUAGUGUAUUAAGUAACGGAGAUAAAGUACACUGCAACGAAAAAGAAACAUAUUUUUAUGUAAAUACUGAAAGUAUACUAUGCCUGCAGAAUUAUCUCUUAUUUUCAUGUGCUAGAGAUUGUUCGAUAUUGAUGUCAUUUCGAGAAAUAAAUCCGAAUACAGUAUCGCCUACUCUCGAUAAAAAUAUAGUACAACUUCCGGAAGGACUCAGCUUUGUUUGUAACAUCAGGAUUUCUGACAUAGAUCCGAAAAGUCUACAUUGCAUUGAAAAACACCGGCAACGGGACAUCGAUGUUUUAAAUUCAGUAAUAUCCUUUCUAGAAGAAGAAUUUAUAAUUAAACAUCAAAAGUCGUUUGAGAAACGAUUACCGUAACAAUAAUUUUCAACUAUAAGUAAGACUUUACUGUGUAACGUUCCUGUAUCUCAUAUCUUUUAAAAAUAUAGAUGUUAUACAUAUAUGUAUGUUUUACGUAUCUCUAUGAUAUAUGUAAUAUUUAUAAAUAUAGAGAACAUAUGUAUAACAGAUAUGUUUCUAGAACAUGUAUAAUGCAGAAAUUAUGAUAUUAUUAUGUUACAGUUA